UGUUGCCUCCUUAUUUACUUACUCCACAAUAAGCAUACAACAUCAUACUAAAAGUGAUAUUUCUCGUAUUAUAAACUAGAAAAAAACAAUGUCUUUGGUUAUGGCAUCCCUCAAGAAUCUCUUGCUCUCCCCUCUUCGUGGUUUCAUCCACAAAGAUUUCCAUGAUAUCUUUGAGAGAAUGACUCUCUUGGACAAGCUUUUUUUUCUGAUUGUUCAUUUCGUUGAUAAACUGAAUCUGUGGCACCGGCUACCGGUGUUCUUGGGGCUACUAUAUCUUGGAGCGCGGCGGCAUCUGCAUCAGGAAUACAAUUUGAUCAACGUCGGCAAAACACCGGUCGGCGUCAGAUCAAAUCCGGCCGAUCACCCUUAUCGAACUGCUGACGGUAAAUACAACGACCCUUUUAAUGAAGGUGCAGGCAGUGAACUUUCAUUUUUUGGGAGGAAUAUGCUACCUGUUGAUCAGCAUAAUCAGUUAAAGAAGCCAGACCCAAUGGUGGUAGCAACGAAGCUGCUAGCGAGGAGAAAUGUUGUGGACACAGGAAAACAAUUUAACAUGAUCGCUGCUUCUUGGAUACAGUUUAUGAUUCAUGAUUGGAUCGAUCAUCUGGAAGAUACUAAGCAGAUUGAGCUUAGGGCACCUGAAGAAGUUGCAAGUCAAUGCCCACUAAAAUCCUUUAAGUUUUUCAAGACCAAGGAAAUUCCUACUGGCUUUUAUGAAAUCAAGACCGGUCACUUGAACAGACGUACCCCCUGGUGGGAUGGAAGUGCUAUAUAUGGGAGCAAUGCAGAAGUUUUAAAGAAAGUGAGAACAUUUAAAUAUGGGAAGCUGAAACUAUCAGCAGAUGGGCUACUCGAAAUAGACGAAAAUGGGAAAAUCAUAUCUGGCGAUGUUCGUAACACUUGGGCUGGACUUUCGGCACUACAGGCUCUCUUUGUUCAAGAGCAUAAUUCUGUUUGUGAUGUCUUGAAGAAAGAAUAUCCAGAAUUGGAGGACGAAGACUUGUAUCGUCAUGCAAGGCUGGUUACUUCUGCUGUUAUUGCAAAAGUUCACACCAUAGAUUGGACUGUUGAGCUUCUCAAAACCGAUACCCUUCUAGCAGGAAUGCGUGCCAAUUGGUAUGGAUUACUAGGGAAGAAGUUUAAGGAUACAUUUGGGCACGUUGGAGGUUCCAUUUUGGGUGGUUUUGUAGGAAUGAAAAAACCUGAGAAUUAUGGAGUGCCUUAUUCCUUGACUGAGGAAUUUACAAGUGUUUAUCGGAUGCAUCAACUUCUACCUGAUAACCUGCAGCUGAGGAAUAUAGAUGCAACACCUGGACCAAACAAAUCUCUCCCUUUGACUAAUGAGAUUCCCAUGGAAGAUUUAAUUGGGAGCAAAGGAGAGGAGAAUUUAGCAAGAAUUGGUUUUACUAAGCAAAUGGUAUCAAUGGGUCACCAAGCCUGUGGAGCUCUUGAGCUUUGGAAUUAUCCAAUGUGGAUGAGGGAUCUUAUUCCUCAAGAUGUCGAUGGCACUGAUAGGCCAGAUCAUGUUGACCUUGCUGCCCUUGAAAUUUAUAGAGACAGAGAAAGGAGCGUUGCUAGGUACAAUGAAUUUCGUAGAGGAAUGCUGCAAAUUCCCAUCUCCAAAUGGGAAGAUUUGACAGAUGAUGAAGAAGUCAUUAAUACACUUCGUGAAGUAUAUGGUGAUGAUGUAGAAGAAUUGGAUCUGAUGGUUGGAAUGGCUGCGGAGAAAAAGAUAAAGGGUUUUGCCAUCUCCGAGACUGCCUUUUUCAUAUUCCUCAUCAUGGCAUCAAGGAGGCUAGAGGCAGACAGAUUUUUCACCAGCAAUUACAACGAGGAGACAUAUACAAAGAAAGGACUGGAAUGGGUGAAUACAACAGAAAGCUUGAAAGAUGUGUUAGAUCGACAUUACCCAGAGAUGACAGAGAAAUGGAUGAACUCCAGCAGCGCAUUCUCUGUUUGGGACUCUUCUCCAGAACCUCACAAUCCUAUUCCACUCUACUUUCGCGUUCCUCCACAGUAAAUCCAUCAUUCGACUUAUCAAGGCAACCACAUAUUGGAAUUCUACAGCAUUCCUGCACGUUUUAUUAAAUUUAAAUAUGAAAAUAAUGUGCUUGAUUUAAUUUUACCUUCAAGUUUGUAAUAAACUGAGAAUAGUCGACCAAAUUCAUUGUUUACUUUUUCUAGCCGA
Molecule: messenger RNA, 2188 nt
Organism: Nicotiana attenuata
Lineage: Eukaryota; Viridiplantae; Streptophyta; Magnoliopsida; Solanales; Solanaceae
Product: alpha-dioxygenase 1
Exons: 10
Coding region: 89-2020 (643 amino acids)
Biological process (GO): response to oxidative stress
Molecular function (GO): peroxidase activity; heme binding; oxidoreductase activity, acting on single donors with incorporation of molecular oxygen, incorporation of two atoms of oxygen
Source: RefSeq, a predicted model, not a curated record